This is a messenger RNA of Myodes glareolus (Bank vole), 2328 nucleotides long. It is a transcript of the gene Sdha, whose product is annotated as succinate dehydrogenase complex flavoprotein subunit A. Gene Ontology annotation, cellular component: respiratory chain complex II (succinate dehydrogenase). The record is from RefSeq and is a predicted model, not a curated record. Gene Ontology annotation, molecular function: electron transfer activity; succinate dehydrogenase (quinone) activity; flavin adenine dinucleotide binding. Lineage: Eukaryota; Metazoa; Chordata; Mammalia; Rodentia; Cricetidae. Gene Ontology annotation, biological process: mitochondrial electron transport, succinate to ubiquinone; tricarboxylic acid cycle.
CGUCGGCGUAGCGUAGUACGCCAGCGCAGUCCGCCGCUGAGGCUUGCGGGACAGCAGAGACAUGGCGGGCAUAGGAGCAGUUUCGCGGCUUCUUCGCGGGCGGCGCUUGGCGCUAACUGGGGCGCGGCCUGCAGCAUUCCAAACACAGACCAGUGGCUUUCACUUCACUGUUGGUGAGAGCAAGAAGGCAUCUGCCAAAGUUUCAGAUGCGAUUUCUACUCAGUACCCAGUUGUGGAUCAUGAAUUUGAUGCCGUGGUGGUAGGCGCUGGAGGGGCAGGCUUGCGAGCUGCAUUUGGCCUUUCUGAGGCAGGGUUUAAUACUGCGUGUCUUACAAAGCUCUUUCCUACCCGGUCACAUACUGUUGCAGCACAGGGAGGCAUCAAUGCUGCUCUUGGAAACAUGGAAGAGGACAACUGGAGGUGGCAUUUCUACGACACCGUGAAAGGAUCUGACUGGCUGGGGGAUCAGGAUGCCAUCCAUUACAUGACAGAGCAAGCCCCUGCCUCCGUGGUCGAGCUAGAAAAUUAUGGUAUGCCAUUUAGUAGAACUGAAGAUGGGAAGAUUUAUCAGCGUGCAUUUGGUGGACAGAGCCUCAAGUUUGGGAAAGGCGGGCAGGCUCAUCGGUGCUGCUGUGUGGCUGAUCGAACAGGCCAUUCACUCUUGCACACCUUGUAUGGAAGGUCUCUGCGAUAUGACACCAGCUAUUUUGUGGAGUAUUUUGCUUUGGAUCUUUUGAUGGAAAGUGGGGAGUGCCGUGGUGUAAUUGCACUGUGCAUAGAAGAUGGGUCCAUACACCGAAUAAGAGCAAAGAACACUGUUAUUGCUACUGGGGGCUAUGGACGGACCUACUUCAGCUGCACAUCUGCCCAUACCAGCACAGGGGACGGCACAGCCAUGGUCACCAGGGCUGGCUUGCCUUGCCAAGACUUAGAGUUUGUUCAGUUCCACCCCACAGGUAUAUAUGGCGCUGGCUGUCUUAUCACAGAAGGAUGCCGUGGAGAGGGAGGUAUUCUCAUCAACAGUCAAGGUGAAAGGUUUAUGGAGAGAUAUGCCCCUGUUGCCAAGGACCUAGCAUCCAGAGAUGUUGUGUCUCGAUCCAUGACUCUCGAGAUCCGUGAAGGAAGAGGCUGUGGCCCCGAGAAAGAUCACGUCUACCUGCAGUUGCACCAUCUGCCCCCUGAGCAGCUUGCUACACGUCUACCUGGGAUUUCAGAGACGGCCAUGAUCUUCGCUGGUGUGGAUGUCACUAAGGAGCCCAUCCCUGUCCUUCCCACUGUGCAUUACAACAUGGGUGGGAUUCCCACUAACUACAAGGGGCAGGUGCUGAAGCAUGUGAACGGACAGGAUCAGAUUGUGCCUGGCCUGUAUGCCUGUGGGGAGGCGGCCUGUGCUUCAGUGCAUGGUGCCAACCGGCUUGGAGCAAAUUCCCUAUUGGACCUCGUAGUUUUUGGACGAGCCUGUGCUCUGAGCAUUGCAGAAUCUUGCAGGCCUGGAGAUAAAGUUCCUUCAAUUAAAGCAAAUGCUGGAGAAGAGUCGGUUAUGAAUCUUGACAAGUUAAGAUUUGCCGAUGGAAGCAUAAGAACAUCAGAACUACGCCUCAGCAUGCAGAAGUCGAUGCAGAAUCAUGCUGCAGUAUUCCGUGUGGGAAGUGUAUUGCAAGAAGGCUGUGAAAAAAUUAGCCAGCUCUAUGGAGAACUGAAGCAUGUAAAGACAUUUGACAGAGGAAUGGUCUGGAAUACAGACCUGGUGGAGACCCUGGAGCUGCAGAACCUGAUGCUAUGUGCACUACAGACCAUAUAUGGUGCAGAGGCACGGAAGGAAUCACGGGGAGCUCAUGCCAGGGAAGAUUAUAAAGUGCGGGUUGAUGAGUAUGAUUACUCCAAGCCCAUCCAGGGACAGCAGAAAAGGCCAUUUGGGGAACACUGGAGGAAACACACCCUCUCAUAUGUGGACAUCAAGACUGGGAAGGUUGCUUUGGAGUACAGACCUGUCAUUGACAAGACCUUGAAUGAAGCUGACUGUGCCACCGUACCCCCUGCUAUCCGUUCCUACUGAUAAACCUGGCAGCUACAGGACCAGCUUAUUUGAUUAUAUAUCAUUGCUUACAUAGGUUUUCAUGUCAUACCUGUCUUGUUAAAAUUCUGCUCUCAUGAACAAGGAGUCACUUCACAGAUUAUUGCUUAACAGCUUGCUAGUACUUGAUAUGAGGGACAACUGCACCAGACUUUGUCCCUUUAUUUUUGUGUAGUGAUAAAACUGGCAUAAUUCUUAAAUAAAAUACAAACGAGCAUUCUUUAUUUCCAAAUAAAAUCAUUUAUUUGGUUUUA